Messenger RNA from Carica papaya (papaya), 3700 nucleotides. RefSeq lists its product as uncharacterized. Gene Ontology annotation, biological process: protein phosphorylation. Gene Ontology annotation, molecular function: ATP binding; protein kinase activity; protein binding. Lineage: Eukaryota; Viridiplantae; Streptophyta; Magnoliopsida; Brassicales; Caricaceae. The record is from RefSeq and is a predicted model, not a curated record.
GGUCCCAAAAUGAACCGAAGUGCAAUAAGUUCCUAGUACCACAUUCCCUUGUCUCUGCUUCCUCCGACAUUCUACCUCGGCCGCCUAACAUGCAUUCUUCCCACUACGUUCCACUAUUCUUUUUCCUCGUACACUUCCUUCCGCCUGCUUUACCUUCCAAGCUCGCCAAUUUGGCCUCUGAUCAAUCAGCUCUUCUUGCAUUCAAACACCAUGUCAACCCUCAAACCAUCUUAUCCCACAAUUGGACCGCCUCUGCCCCGGUCUGCAACUGGGUUGGUGUCUCUUGCAGUCCCCGCCAUGGCAGAAUCACAGCUUUGGAACUUCCCGACUUGUGUCUUCAAGGCACCAUCCCUCCAAAUCUAGAGAACCUAUCUUUCUUAGUCUCCCUUAACUUGAGCAACAACAGCUUCCAUGGCCAUCUCCCCAAAGAGCUCACCCGUUUGCGUAGACUCAAGUUCCUCGAUUUAUCUUUCAAUCAUUUGAGCGGUGAAAUCCCAUCAGAUUUUGGUGAUUUACCAAAGAUUCAAUCUUUAUUUCUCCGUAAUAACAGUUUGACUGGUACGAUUCCAGCUUCUCUCUUCAAUAUCUCAACUCUGGAGUCUCUGUCUUUGAGCUACAACUCCAUUCAAGGGAAGAUUCCGUCCAAGAUUUCUGAGCAUCCAAAUAUGAAAAUACUCGAUUUGGGAAAUAAUAAGUUAUCUGGGUCCAUACCUUCAGCCAUUUUUAAUGUAUCUUCCGUGAAAUAUAUGGAUUUGUCGUCUAAUAUGCUGUCGGGUAAAUUACCAGAUGGUAUGUGUGAUUCACUUCCGAAACUUGAGUUCCUAUCUGUGAGUGACAAUAAGUUAGAUGGGCAGAUUCCUCCCAGUCUUGGAAGAUGUGGGAAGCUUGAAAUUUUAGGACUUUCAAUCAACAGGUUUACAGGGAAAAUUCCAAGAAACGUAGGCAACUUGACCAAGCUCAAGGAAUUAUAUCUUGGUGACACAAAUCUAGAAGGUGAAAUCCCCCAGGAGAUUGGUAAACUUUUAAAUUUGGAGAUAUUUGCUGCAGAAAGUACUCGGGGCCUUACCGGUUCUAUUCCACCUUCCUUCUUCAACAUUUCUUCCUUCAUAGAGAUUUCCUUUCAAAACAAUAGUCUUUCUGGUGAGAUACCAAAUGAGGUUGGAAACUUACAGAAUCUCCAGUACUUGAAUAUUGGCGAAAACCAACUGGUAGGUCACAUACCUGCUGGCAUCUUCAAUAUCUCAACCAUGACCUUCCUGUACCUACAAAAUAACUUCUUAUCAGGCUCACUUCCAUCAACUAUAGGCCUUGGCCUACCAAAUCUUGAGGAGAUCUUUCUGUGGGAAAACAGUCUCACUGGAAUAAUUCCAGAAUCCAUCUCCAAUGCUUCUGUUCUCACUAUUCUGGACUUGGCUCAGAACUCAUUUUCAGGUCAGUUUCCUAGCACACUUGGAAAUCUUAGAUUCCUCAGGUUGCUUUAUCUUGACAGUAACAACUUGACCACUAAAUCUUCUAAUGGCGAAUUUAGAGGCCUCUCAUCUCUGUCAAAUUGCAGAGACUUAAAAACUUUAGAGAUUUCAAAUAAUCCCUUGAAUUGUAGUCUUCCAACUUCCAUUGGUAAUCUCUCUACAACCCUUCUAUACUUCCAUGCCAAUAACUGUAAACUCAAGGGUCAUAUUCCCAUGGAAAUUGGUAAUCUAAGCAACACAAUCAUGUUGGCCUUGCAACAAAAUGAAUUAGUGGGGUCUAUUCCAACAUCUGUUGGAAGAUUACAGAACCUUCAAGACUUGCGUCUUUCUAUAAAUAAGUUACAGGGGUCUGUCCCUGGGGAUUUGUGUCAUUUAAAAAACCUGGAUGCAUUGUCAUUACAUGAUAAUAAUCUUUCAGGAGAGAUACCCACAUGCCUAUCCAGUAUGGAUUCUCUUAGAUAUCUCUAUUUAGACUCCAACAACUUCAACUCCUCCAUACCUAUUAGCUUGUGGAGCCUUACCUUCAUCCUGGAAGUAAACUUGUCCUCAAACUAUUUAACUGGCCCUCUCUCAGUAGAUGCUGGAAACCUGAAAGUUAUGACAGAGUUUGAUUUAUCAAGAAAUCACAUAUCAGGUAAUAUACCUAGCAGCAUUGGAGCUUUGAAGGAUCUUAGCUAUCUUUCACUAGCAAAUAAUGGCUUUCAGGGUCCUAUUCCUCGAUCAUUUGGAAACUUGAUAAGUUUGGAAUUCUUGGAUCUCUCUAGCAACAAACUUUCUGGGGUGAUUCCCAAAUCUUUAGAGGCACUCUCAUCUCUCAAAGAGUUUAAUGUGUCUGCCAAUAGGCUAGAAGGAGAGAUUCCUUCAGGAGGACCUUUUCGAAACUUCUCACAGCAAUCUUUUCUGCACAAUUAUGGCCUGUGUGGUUUGCCUCGAUUACGAGUUCCACCCUGCAAAACUGCUGGCUCUCUCGAAGGAUCUAAGAAAGCUACUUCCGCUGUAUUGAAAUAUAUUUUACCAGUUAUUUCAUCAGUAAUAUUGUUGGUACUAGUGGCCUUUGUUGUCAUCGUUACAAGGUCUCGUAAGCAAGUGGAUGUACCAGAUCAAGGAAGUUCCUUACGUCGUGCAACAUGGAGAAGGAUUUCUUACAUAGAGCUUCGACGAGCCACUGAUGGAUUUAGUGAAAGCAACUUGCUUGGCAUGGGGAGUUUUGGUUCAGUGUAUAAAGGGGAACUUUCAAAUGGAACUACAGAUACCGUUGCAGUAAAAGUUUUCAAUUUGCAAUUUGAGGGAGCCUUCAAAAGUUUUGAUGUUGAAACUGAUAUCAUGCGCAAAAUUUGCCAUAGGAAUCUUGUCAAAAUCAUUAGCUGCUGCUGCAGUGGUGAUUUUAAGGCCCUGGUUCUUGAGUUUAUGCCUAAUCGAAGUUUAGAAAGCUGGUUGUAUUCUCCGGACAGGGGUCUAAAUAUCCUAGAAAGGCUGAAUAUAAUGAUCGAUGUUGCAUCAGCUCUAGAAUAUCUACAUCAUGGUCAUUCAACCCCCAUUGUUCAUUGUGAUUUGAAGCCAAGCAAUGUGCUACUAGACAAAGAUAUGGUCGCCCAUGUGAGCGAUUUCGGCAUAGCAAAACUGUUAGGAGGAGAAGAGUCCAUCAGGCAAACCUUGACGCUUGCAACUAUUGGCUAUAUGGCUCCAGAGUACGGAACCAUGGGGAUGGUUUCUACCAAAUGCGAUAUCUAUAGCUUCGGAAUUCUGCUGAUGGAGACAUUCACAAGAAAGAAGCCUACGGAUGAAAUGUUUGCAGGAGAACUGAACUUGAGGAGCUGGGUGGAAAUGUCGAUUUCUAUUGCAGAUAAAACAAGCUGUGAUGUUAUGGAUGCUUGUUUGUUGCAGGAAAAUGAGAAGCAUUUGGAAGCUAGAAUUGAAUGUAUGUGUUUGGUUUUAAGAUUAGCUUUGGAUUGCUCUGCAGAGUCAGCUGAAGAUAGAGAGAAUAUGACAGAGGUUUUAGCAGCGCUAAAGAAGAUUAGACAGAGGUUUCAGAAGAAUACUGGACGGAGACGGUGACUAAAACCAAACAUGCUAUUUAAGUGACACUAUGAUUUCCAUAUAUAUAUAUAUAUAUACAUUCUCAUGGAUAUUAUAUAUUGGCGAGUUUGAGUUUGACUUUCUAAAACUCAUUGAACUGGUGCCGUUACGUGUGUCGUAUUUAUAGUGACAAGUCGUGUUUAGAUUUGGUAAAA